CUUUAUGUUUUGACGUCAUUGUCCUAAUUCGUUCAAUUUCAUUCACUCAUUGGGGAAACCCUAAUCAUAUUUUAUUAUCGUUUUGUACUUUUCGACUAAAUACGCUUCAAAUUCAAAGUUCAGUGUGACUAACAGUCGUUGUUUAAUACGGAGAAAACAUUACGUUCUGUUAUUGAUUAACUGUUUCUUGGGUUGUGAUUUGAUUGCCGUCUAAUAGUAGUGUUUAUAGUUCGUGACAAUGGCUAGUAAUACUCCGUCCGCUCCAAGCGACCUUCCACCCGCGUAUUCGGAGGUCGUCGGUAAUCCGCAGUACGGAUUCGUGGCUCCAGAGGGUUCGCUCGCAGAUCCUCACGCUGCGUACCAGCCGCCGAAGUCGUUUACUCCGGCGGGGGUGUACCCGCACCCGCCCAGUGGGGCCACGACGGCACAGCCCCAGCCGGGCGUGCCGCCGCCGCCACCGGGCGCCGUUCCCGUGGGGAUCGUACUGCCGCAGGCGGUAGGCAGUGAGCCAACAACCAUCACCUGCUUCAACUGUGGCAAAGUAGUCACCACCAGAGUUACAUACACAACAGCCUGGCAUACCCAUUUAGUAGCUGGAUCAGUGUGUGUUAUCACAAUGGUGUGCUCUCUGUGCUGCCUCGGACUGGUGCCAUACUGCUUCGACACAUUCAAAGACGCGGAACAUUAUUGCCCCAACUGCAACACAUUUGUCGGAAAGAGCAACAAAUGCUAAACAUUCUUAUGAAAUUUUACCCUCUUACAAGUUGACAAUAGCAAUGACUUAGUAAUUAAUUAUCUAUCUUAUUGAGACCUUCAUUAAGCCCUUGAUUAAGAUAAUUACAUCUCCAAGUUAGUUUUUAAUUAUUAUACUAUUACCACAUCCUUCAUAGUGCUGCUUGAGUUAUAUCAUGGCCUAUCAAUUUUAUAAUUAUACUUUUGCCUUAUAAUCUUUUUACAUUUAGCGCAUAUACAAAUGUUGUAAAUUAUGUACUAUUUUUAUAAUGAAAUCAAGCACUAUCUUAUUAUAUUUUUCAUCACACUUGCUUGAAAAAGAUCUUAUUUUAUGCGGAUAUCCUAAAAGACAAAGGCCUAUAUUGUUCCCGGGGGAGUUAUGGACUGUGAAAAAAAAUAUUUUUUAUUUUUCCGCUAAUUCAUACGAACAAUGUAGGUUUACUUUAAGAAUACUGACAUUUCUAAUUUAAUAUUUUUGUUUAUGUUUAAAAAGAAUUGAUUUCAUAAAUUUAAUUUAAUGCCAUUUAAAAUAUUUUUACACAAUUUUCAAUCGUGGCUGAAUGCCAGAUAGGCCUGUGCCUUCGAUACCUAACCUGCCAAACAAUGGCAAUAUGUUUGAAAUGUCACGGUAUUUAAGAAUUAUUUUGCUUAAAAUUUAGUUUUUUCUUCACAAGUGUGAUGAAAAACAUUGUGUGUAACUCCGGGGGUAAGAAUAUUGCAAACUCGGGUCUUUAAUUCCCUCCAGCCGGCGACUGUCGGGAAUUAUCACUCUCGUGUCCAAUAUUUCACUUACCCCCCCAUGUUGCACAAUGUACUAAUUCAGUCUAAGCCUCAUGAAAAUUGUAAGACAUGAAUUAGCUGAAAGAAUAAUUUACAUAGUGGAUGUAAUAAGCUUUUAUAUUUGAUAGAUAUUAAUAGAUUUACCUAAUUGUAGUUGUCAACCAUACCAUCCGUAAUUUUGUACUGCCAGCCGGCUUAAAGCAGGAGCACUGCUACAGUAUCUCGCUCACAAAAUAGGCUGGCUACCCGUCCCUAUCAGCUAGAAAAAGACCGGUAGUCUAUCUCGCGCGCGAGAUAAUGUUGCGGCACUCACUCCUGUCCUGUGCUAAGCCCACAGAAGGCAAAAGAAAUCGUGGCAAUAUUUUGGACAAAUGUGUAUGUGUCAUAUUCACUGAAGACACAAUGAAAUUCAAUGAAAAUAAUUAUGAUCCUCGUCGACGAUUGCUAGCAGCGAUGAACGAUUUUGAUGUAGUGUAAACUAAACAGUCUGUAAAUAAAAAAGCGUUUUGUUCACGCGUCGGAAAUAGUCAAUUGCCAGUCGCUUUCUCGUCGCUGGCGCGGCUACCAGAAUAGUAAAGUGGUUAAUAUCCACAUACCUACGCGUAACUUUCUCCAUCUGACCUCGGCUACGCACUUGGCCGUUUUACCUGCAUGGGCAUAUAUGGUCAUUUUCUUUUACGGUAUUAAACAGUAUACAACAAGAAAGUUUUCGACAAAUAAGGCUAAGUGCGUGCCCAAGGGUAUGAUGUUAUGAUAGGGCCGGACAUGCUUGCAUGCAUGUUUUGCGGUUCAAAGUCCGAUUAAGAUAUAGACAAUCACAUUAUGUAUAAAGCGACCGUAGAACCUAAUAAUAUAAUUUUAAUGUUUUAGAUGUUUCCGUUCUUUUGUGAUGCUGAUCAUCACUUUUCUAUUACAACAUACCAACAUACAUGUAUAAUGUCAACAUGCCUAGGUAAUAGGUAUAGAAUAUAUAUCCUUGUAAAUUUAACGAGUUCCCAAAAAACUUUGGCUGAAAAUAAGGGGGUGAAAAUCCGGCUUAUAAAUAAGUUAAAAGAAGUAACUUUAAUUUUUCGACUGAGUAGCUUUUUUACCAUGUAGUAUUACCAAAUAAGAAACGUUAAUAUGGUUACUGUAUAUAUGUUAAUAGGUAUGUUGCUGUUGUGUUUACCUACUUUUAUAUAUAUAUAUAUGCUAGUAUUCUUUUCAAGCCAGGUUUACAUGGUAAAAACCCUGAUAUCUUACCUCUAUAUUGAUGUAUCAAAGGGAACUUACUUUUUGUAACAUUCCAAUACUAACCUGGCAAUUAUUUGUCAAAAUAGUUAUUUUUGUAGAAUGUAAUUUUUGACCCAUGUUAAAUCCACUUCACUACGGAGUACAGACUACAAUUUAAAAGACGUUGUUUUAUUUGGCUUUAUUUUUAUAUGUAUAUUAGGUAUGAGGUGCCAACUUGUAAACGUUUUCAUGAUUCAAAAAUAAGUUCAUGUAAAUUUUUUGGUGAUUUAUUGUUAUUAGUAUUAGGUAUAUUCAACCAAUUUAGAUUUUGGCCACAAGAUUGUCACGACUAAUACAAAUAGAAUGAUUUUUAUGUGUAUAUCCAUACUCUGAGAGGUGAAUCUCUGUAUACACCGUGUUUUUAUUGAAUUGCGUUAACUCCGGGGUUUCGGUAAGUACGUUUAAGGAAACUAAAUGGCAUAGUUAAUUUUCAAAAAAAAAUAUUUUUUUUUGUUUUUUUUUACUAUUUUUAUUUUUAUAAAAAGUAACUAAAUGUUGCAUAUAGCGUUGUUGUAACACGGGCAUUACAUUUAACUCAACCAAACAAUUGAAAACUGUGACAUAUCAAUGUCAUUUCUAACAUCGAUCGUCCGAGAUAGUACGUACGUUUAGUAGCAAAUGUAUGAACUCGCACUAAACACUAACUAAUAAGUAAACAGGUCCUAAAGCAAGUGUACACGCUCGUAAGGGCCUUAUAAUAUAAAAAAUUAUGAUUGAUUAUCUCCGAAAUGGAGUUAGUUAGAAUAUCGGUAUCUUUGAGAAAGUUACUUAAUUUAAGCUCAGGAAUGCACCCUCGAAAUUAACGCAAAUCAAAAAAAACACGGUGUAUAGGUCAUACUGAACCAUAGAGAAAUAGUAAACAUAGAGUGCUCACUCCAUACAUCUAUUUUCUUACCAAAACACGGGUUAUUUCGUAGUCGACAUCAUGCGUCAAGUAAUGGAUUUAUCAGUAAUGCUACUUGACAAAAGAUGUCGCGAUGAACGAAAAUUCUAAUGCUCUACAAUUUUCAGCUAAUAUUACCGGAACUCAAUUUCAACUCCUUCUGCUUGUAAUAUUAGUUGUAAAUUGUUGAGCUAUACACUUUUUGUCAGUCGCGACACUCUUGACUCUAGAUGUCGACUAUGAAAUAACCCGCGUUUUGGUAAGAAAACUGAUGUAUGGAUUGAGCACUCUAUGCUUACUUAUUUCUCUAUGACUGAACUACUCUUAGUCAGUGGCGGGGCAAGACCGAUAUGUGGGCUUGGUACAUUUAGCGAGGCCCUCUGGUGGCGCAAGAAAUAACGAUCACUUUUACGAUGUGUCCGAGUUAUUUGAGGCGCCCACGCCUAACGCCGCCUCUGCUCUUAGUACUCUUUCUGUAGAGUAGUAAGUACAGUAGUAAUACCCGGCGAAAAAUUUUCAUAUCGGUCUUUAGAAAGAGAAUAUGGGAGACUUGAAACCCAGAAUUUGAAAAAAAACUGCUGUUCCGUAGGGAUUGUUGUUAAAUAUGACCUACAUAUUCACAUUUCGGAGACAGGUAUAACAAAUCACACUGUAUUAAGCUGAGUGAUCUCAUACUACGCUAUGUGUUCAGGUACAUAGUGGCACAAUUAAAAUUGGUUCAUAUUAGUUACAUAUCUAUUUUAGUAUAAGGUACCUAAUUUGUUUCUUUAUAAAAUAAUAUUAUUCCCUGAUUUACCUUUUGAGUGCCAUCAACAAUAGAAUUUUCCAGUACAUAAUUUAAAAACUACAAUGCCUACCUAAAUAAAUUUACACAUACUAAUUAACAUCUACUUCCUAGUGAGACGUCUGGGUUAUAAUAUAACCGGGAACCAUUUCGUUCAUUGGCUCGAAUAUGCAAGAGCGAUAGAGGCAAAUGCCUCCAGGUCUAUUGCAUAUUAGAGUGGCGUUAAAGGUAUUCCAUGUUAAAUCUUUACACACAUAAAUAUGCAUGUGAAAAUUAUAUUAAUAAAAGCUUAGAUAAAUAAGA
Molecule: messenger RNA, 4754 nt
Organism: Cydia pomonella (codling moth)
Lineage: Eukaryota; Metazoa; Arthropoda; Insecta; Lepidoptera; Tortricidae
Product: lipopolysaccharide-induced tumor necrosis factor-alpha factor homolog
Exons: 2
Coding region: 239-733 (164 amino acids)
Molecular function (GO): zinc ion binding
Source: RefSeq, a predicted model, not a curated record